GUCAACAACCGGAACCCAGAAAACCGCAAGUUUCGGAACCGGUCAGGUCGCCGUACCCCGCGGUGUGUCCUGGGCUCAGGCGGGAUGGGAGAGCCGCAAAGAACUACAACUUUGGAUCUCCAAAGCCUUACUUCAAUCAUGGACUGGAGGGGAAACCCGGAUUGAGACAGUUGAACCUGUUCAAAGCUACGGCGAGCAAGUACAGGAGCCUGGCUAGACCUGAGCUGGGUCCUGAGCUCAACUGGUCCCUUGCGAGACCUCCCAGAGUCACUGUCAAGCAUGUGGUCAGUGUGCUGAUGAUGAUGUCAGGUGCUGAGCUGAGCUGCUGUUGGGGUGCAAUGCUGUAUGAGCCCAUGGCUGAGAGCUCCCUCUACCGGCAGCGACUGGAGGUAAUCGCGGAGAAGCGGCGGCUGCAGGAAGAGAUCCGUGUGGCUCGCGGGGAGCUGGAGGAGGAGAAAUUCCGCGUGGAGCGGCUCAAGAGAAAGUCUCUUCGGGAGCGGUGGCUAAUGGACGGAGCUGAGGGACCUGAGGGACCAGAGGACGCCAACUUGCAGGAUACCCAGUCUGCCGAGGGCCAGGCGCAGGCCCGCAUCCGGAACCUGGAAGACAGCUUGUUCACACUCCAGUCUCAGCUGCAACUGUUGCAAAGUGCAUCCACAGGUGCCCAGCACAAGCCCUCUGGCAGGCCUGCCUGGCGCAGACAGAGUCAUCGUCCACUCUCCCAGCCCACCGUGGAGGCAGGUACUACAGACCAGACUGAUCUGAACAAGAGAGCCUCCUUGCCAGCCGAACCAGUGGACACAUCUCUGGAGUCCCCAUCUGAGCCCAGAGAUGAAGCUGUUGGGGUUCUGGCAGCCCCGAGGCAUGUCCCUGGGGCAGCAGGGGCCUCCUCAGAAGCCAAUGGCCCCUGCCUCCGACCCAGCCCUACUCCAGAGCAGGAGCAGGGUCAGGGGGUGACAGCAUCUGAUGGGGGUGGGGGUGAGGCCAAAGGAGGGGGUGUGGUGAAGGUGGUGUGGGAGGGGCUGAGGGCCACAGAGGACUGUGCCAGGGGGGCCACAGGCCCAGAGCUGGAGGCUAAAGUGGAGGAGAUGGUUCUGGAAGCCAUUGGGGACAGGCUGGAAGCCAACCGUCCAGAACUUCCAUCCUGGGUGAAGGAGGACAGGGGCGUCGUGGAGGUGGUCUGGGAAGGGGUGGGAGGCACAGAGGGCAGUGACUCAGAGGCUGCAGGAGAGGUGGACAGGGGCCCGCAGACUGCACAGACCAGCCCACUGAGGCUCCAGGAGAGACUAGAGGGAACAGCUUCUGUAGAAGGGGAAGGGGGCCCCAGGGGCAGCCCUGAUGGCUUCAGGCAAGGGGGCUCUGGAGGAGAGGAGGGAUCCUUCAUUUGGGUGGAGAGAGUGACCCUCAGUGAGGAAUGGGAGGAACUGCUGGUGGAGGGGUUGGAAGGGCGGAGGGCACUGGGGAAGGAGGAAGGAGAUGAGAGUCCUCUGGGGGUGAAGAGGUUGGGAGGGGCAGAAACCUGGGAAGCGGAGAGGAGACAGGCAGAGGAAUCGGUGGACACAUUGAAGAAAGGAAAUGAGGAAAAGGCAGAGGAAAAAGGAGGGGCAAAGUGGGAAGGGGUGGAGACGUCGCUGAUGGUGGAGAGGAAAGGAAGGGAGGACCCUUUGGAGCCAGAGAGAAGAGGUGGUGAAGGAAAGGUAGAGACAGAGAGGAAGGGCGUUGAGGAACCAUUGGGAGUAGAAUGCAAGGCAACUGAGGGACCACUGAGGGCAGAGAAGGAGAGAGGUGAGGAAAAGCUCAGGGAGGAGGAGAAGGAAGUUGAGGAACCAUUGGUUGUAGAGAAGAAAGAAGAAGAAAAAACAGGAGAUGAGGAGCCAUUGGAUGCAGAGAAAAAAGGAAAUGAGGAAUCAAUGACAGCAGAGAGAACAGGAGGUGAGGAGCCAUUGCAGGCAGAGAAGACCCAAGAGAUCAAGGAAGAUGUAAAUCCAGAAGAGCAGGACAAGUCAGGAAAAGGAAAUGAAUGUCAGGCAGAAGAGGUGAGUGAAGCAGGGGCUCCCCUGGGGGCCAAGGAAGAGCUAAGGCCAGAGGAGGAAGGACCACAGAAGCCCCAGGAGAAGCAGGAAGGCUCCCUGGAGGAGGAAGCAGUGAAGCCCCAAACCCCUGCUGAGGGCCAGGACCCCUCACAGGAUGCCACCCCCCUCCUGGCAGAGACCCCAGCUCCUGAGCAGCCCACCGAGUGCCAGCCACUGCUUCCAGUGGAGGGGCCCAGGGCCAACCCCAGUGCCCGCCCUGUGCCCACCUAUGCACCUGCCCAGCAGCCCGAGCCAUCUGCUCCUCCUGAGGGUGAAGAAGCAAGUGGUCCUAAGCAAAAAACGUGCCAGUGUUGUGCGGUGAUGUGAGUCUAUGCCCUCCACCCCACACCUCGCUCCUCUCACAGCUACCUCGGCCUCCUGGCAUCCAGCAGAGGGUCCCAGGCGCAGACAGGGCAUAUGGGACU
Messenger RNA from Molossus molossus (Pallas's mastiff bat), 2497 nucleotides. RefSeq names its product paralemmin 3 (gene PALM3). Gene Ontology annotation, cellular component: membrane. The transcript is spliced from 11 exons. Lineage: Eukaryota; Metazoa; Chordata; Mammalia; Chiroptera; Molossidae. Gene Ontology annotation, biological process: regulation of cell shape; Toll signaling pathway; negative regulation of cytokine-mediated signaling pathway. The record is from RefSeq and is a predicted model, not a curated record. The coding region runs from base 297 to 2399 and encodes 700 amino acids.